Molecule: messenger RNA, 1144 nt
Organism: Cokeromyces recurvatus
Lineage: Eukaryota; Fungi; Mucoromycota; Mucoromycetes; Mucorales; Mucoraceae
Exons: 2
Coding region: 33-683 (216 amino acids)
Source: RefSeq, a predicted model, not a curated record
UUUAUAUCCAUAAUAUAUGUAUAAUAGUAAUUAUGCGAUAUCAGCAAUCAGCUACUACAAAUACUGCUGAUACUGCCGCUGCUGCUGCUACCAUUACUACUGCUGCUACUACAAAUACUGCUGAUGCUGAUGCUGAUGCUGAUGCUGCUGCUGCUGCUGCUACUACUACUACUACUAUUGCAACUACUACUGCUAUUACUACUACUACUGCUACUACUAAUAAUAAUAAUAAUAAUAAUAAUAAUAAUAGUCAUAAUAAUAAUAAUAAUAAUAGCCCUGUCCCUGGAUCUAUCGAUAAUGGAGAAAAUGAUAUCUAUUUUACUUCUUAUAAUUAUCGCUCAUCAUUUAAUAAUCGAAAUCAACUUUAUACAUCAGAUACUUUAAAUACUUCCUAUGAUCCUAAACAAGAAGAAGCUACUACAGAAGAGAUAAUAAAUAAUAAUGAAGAUUUACAUACGAAAAACAGUAAUCCUUCAAUUGAAGGUUCAUUGAAAUAUAAUUUUAUCUCGAAUGAAUCCUCUACAGAAAAUCCCUGGACUGAUGAUAGUAAUAAAUCCUCUUUAUCAAUAGAGUUAUCUUCUAAUUUUGAAGAAAAUAUAAAAUCACUUAGUAGAGAUAGAAAACGUAGCAGUCAUUAUCAACUACAACAACGUGAACGUAAACGUAUUAAAGAUGGUGAAUAAGACUCAACAUAUAAAUAUCUACAUGUACUUUUUUUUUUUGAAAUAUACUUUUAUUCAAAUAAAAAGCGUAAGCUCUAUUUUGUGGUUCUUUUUAAAGCUAACAAGAAAUGCAUGUAUGUAGGUAUAAAGGUCGGUAAUUCAAACAUGUGUGCAGCACAAAAAUCGUUACUUGCCACUACUAAAUAAAUAAAGAGAGAGAAUAUAUUUUACCUUCAUUUUAUAUGAUGACAACACAGUAUCAUCUCUAUUGAAUGAAACUCAAAAAUGUAAUAUAAUAGCUCAUAUUGCUAAAAUAUUUACUUGGCAUCAAUGUGAACAAACUUUUAGUUGUAUACAUAAUUUAAAAUCUCAUUUAACGACUCAUUCACAAGAUAGAUCAUUUCAGGUAUAUUUCUCAUUUAUUAUGAUUUUUGGAAUAUAUUUAUUUAUAUACAUGGGUUUCUUUUUUUUUUCUUUUCCUU